AUGCCUCUCAUCAAUGAGAUUCACGAUUCUCUCCCAUAUGUCGAUGUCGAGCCAUCCGUGGCUGCGCGCAAUGGAGCAGAGGCCCUCAUUGCUGCUGAGCUCCCCGCAGACUACCUGUCCUCGCUUCAUCCGUUGAUCCCCGCAUUGUCUGAACCUCGCUUUUCUCCGCUGAUCCAGCAGGAGCUCGAGCGCAAGGCUGCUGGGGUACCAUUGACUGGGGGAGUCGAUUUGUCCCGUUACGAGGCCCCCGAACCUCCUGCGCGGAGUUCCGAUGCGGGGGGGGAUUCGACUCCAAACCUCGACGAUUGGCGUCGAACCCUACAGCUGGCCUACAUAGCCAGCAGCCACCUCUCUAUCCGACACGAGAACCUCGCCCUUUUGGAGGAAAGCGGCAAAAAUGCCUGGUUGAUUGGCAACUCGCAAUUGGAGGAUAUCCUCCGUAGCAUUGAAAAGGACCUCGCGGACACAAAAGAGGCUGCGGAGAAUGUCAACAAACAGAGGAAGAUUGCCCAGGAAGCUAGCAAGGGAGAGCUUGCGGGGUUGGAUGAUACCUGGAAACGAGGAGUUGGAGCAAUUUUGGAUGUAGAGCUCGCCUCGGAGAAUCUGCGUAUGCAAAUACUGGACAAGCGACGCCAACUUGCUCAGCAAUCGACGCAUUAG
Penicilliopsis zonata CBS 506.65 is the source of this 660-nucleotide messenger RNA. RefSeq lists its product as hypothetical. Lineage: Eukaryota; Fungi; Ascomycota; Eurotiomycetes; Eurotiales; Aspergillaceae. Gene Ontology annotation, cellular component: Prp19 complex; precatalytic spliceosome; catalytic step 2 spliceosome. Gene Ontology annotation, biological process: mRNA processing. The transcript is spliced from 2 exons. The record is from RefSeq and is a predicted model, not a curated record. Bases 1 to 660 code for a protein of 219 amino acids.